AUGAAAAUUUCAUCAUUGUCAAAGACUAGCAAGAAGCUUUUGCAGACAAAUAGUAGAUGUUUCUCUACUUGUCUUAACAACAAGGCCAGUUUAAUAGGCUCCCCAAGCGAAAUUCCUCUCUCCAGCUUCUUCCCUGGAACUCCUGUUCUUCCUAACCAAGCUGAUUCUUCUGAGGAAUCCCUUGUCUUCCAAACACAAAAAUCAACUCUUCCAAACGGAUUGAACGUUGUUUCAACUGAUUCUACAUCAAGAGGAGUGAGUGUUGUCAGCCUUUUUGUUAAUGCUGGAUCUCGUUUUGAAACAUACCGUACAAGCGGUGUUUCUCACUUUGUUGAAAAAUUCUUCUUCUCAGGUACCAACAACAGAAGUUUGCUGAGAUUAGUCACUGAAUUACAAAAGACUGGUGCUACCGUUAGCGCUCAAGCUGGACGUGAAAAUAUUGUGUAUCAAACUGAGGCUUUGCGUGAGUCAGUCCCACAAGUUUUAGAACUUAUUUCCAACUCUGUUUUACAAGGAAGAUUACAUCCAUGGGAUUUGGAACCAAAGACCGAAGCUGUUAAACGUGAUAUUUCUGAAUUCCAAAACAAUCCUCAAUUCGUUUUGAAUGAAGCACUUCAUAAUAUUGCCUUCAACGGUGAAACUCUCGGACGUUCAUUGUUGUGCCCACCUCAUAAUGUUUCAAAGAUUGAUACUGAUGUUAUUUUGUCUUACAUGGAUAAUUUGUUUGUUGCUCCACGUAUGACAUUGGUUGGUACAAACAUUUCACAUGACGAGCUUAAGGAAUUGGCAGCAGCAUUGUUCGGAUCAAUUCCAACUCAAGUUUCUCAAAGACCAGAGGGUGAGCUUUUCACUUUUGACAAGUCUGAGUAUGUUGGUGGUGAUUAUCAAAUUCACGACCUUUCUGGAAAUGGUGUUCAUGCUAUUUUGGCAUACAAGGGCCCAUCAUUGAACUCUACAACACAAGCACCAUAUCUUGUAUUGAAUGAAUUCCUUGGCCAAACUUCAAACAAGUAUACUGCAUCAAUUCACCACACAGCAUCAAGAUUGGCAAAGACUGUAAAGAAUGUCGAGUUUGGAUCAUCAUUUGUUACUUCAUACUCUGAUAAUGGCUUGUUCGGAGUUUAUCUUUCCGGAAAGAGUGCCAAAGAGGUUUCUCAAGCUGUUGAAAAGGUUGUUUCUGAAUUGAACUCUGUGGACAAGAAUUUGACCCAAGAUGCCUUUGAAGGUGCCAAGAACCAUGCUUUACUGAAACUCUAUAACUCUGUUUCUUCAAGCCUCGGAUUGAACGAACACAAUGCUACCUAUGGAUCUGUACAGGAGGUUGCACAAGCUAUUUCGAACAUUACUCUCCAAGAGGUUCAACAAGCAGCCAAGACUUUGUUGCAAUCCAAACCAACUUUGGUUUCAUACGGCAAUCUCGAUAGAAUGAUUAAGGUUAGAAACAUUCAAUAA
Messenger RNA from Naegleria lovaniensis, 1452 nucleotides. RefSeq lists its product as uncharacterized. Gene Ontology annotation, molecular function: metalloendopeptidase activity; metal ion binding. Gene Ontology annotation, biological process: proteolysis. The record is from RefSeq and is a predicted model, not a curated record. Gene Ontology annotation, cellular component: mitochondrion. The transcript has 2 exons. The coding region runs from base 1 to 1452 and encodes 483 amino acids. NCBI's taxonomy places the organism in Eukaryota, Heterolobosea, Eutetramitea, Acrasida, Naegleriidae.